Molecule: messenger RNA, 1889 nt
Organism: Cloeon dipterum
Lineage: Eukaryota; Metazoa; Arthropoda; Insecta; Ephemeroptera; Baetidae
Gene: Vps4
Product: vacuolar protein sorting 4
Exons: 9
Coding region: 235-1548 (437 amino acids)
Biological process (GO): vacuole organization; endosomal transport
Molecular function (GO): ATP binding; ATP hydrolysis activity
Source: RefSeq, a predicted model, not a curated record
CUGAAUUCAGUAAACUCCUAGAAUUUGGGCCGAAAUCUUGUUAAACAGACGUCAACAUUUUUAUUUUUCAUCCAAUUUCAACCCGGAUUUUCGUCUAAACAGCUAUAAUAUUGUAUUUCUUCUGAUGGGCAUGGUAGUCUAAUCCAUCUGAACAACGAUUAGAGGAAAAUAGUGAAGUAACCUCACCUGCCCUCCUAAGGAGAAGUUAAGUAACAUACCAGAGAAAGAAAAGUCAUGGCGACUGGAAACACUUUGCAGAGAGCCAUUGAUCUGGUUACUCAAGCAACAGCAGAAGACAAAAAGAAGAACUAUGCCGAAGCCCUUAGGCUCUAUGAGCAAGGAGUAGAAUUUUUCCUGCAUGCCAUCAAAUAUGAGGUACAAGGUGAGAAGUCGAAAGACAGCUUGAGGCAAAAGUGUGUCCAGUACCUGGAGCGGGCUGAAAAACUUAAAAAGUACCUGGAGAGUGGUAAAAGCAAAAAGCCAGUUAAAGAAGGUGACUCAGGCGGAAAGAAGAAAAGUGAAAGUGACAGCGAUGAGGAGGACCCAGAGAAGAAAAAGAUGCACUCCAAACUGGAAGGCGCUAUUGUUGUGGAGAAGCCGCACAUUAAAUGGUCAGAUGUUGCUGGACUCGAGGGAGCCAAAGAAGCUCUCAAGGAGGCAGUCAUUUUGCCCAUUAAAUUCCCUCAUCUCUUCACUGGCAAGAGGAUUCCGUGGAAAGGAAUUUUGUUGUUUGGGCCCCCAGGUACAGGAAAAUCUUACCUGGCCAAGGCUGUGGCAACCGAAGCCAACAACUCGACCUUCUUCUCCAUUUCCUCUUCUGAUCUGGUGAGCAAGUGGUUGGGCGAAUCUGAAAAGUUGGUGAGGAGUCUUUUCGAAAUGGCACGCGAGCACAAACCAUCCAUCGUCUUCAUCGAUGAAAUCGACUCUCUCUGCUCGUCCCGCUCGGACAAUGAAUCUGAAUCUGCCAGAAGGAUCAAAACCGAAUUCCUUGUUCAAAUGCAAGGCGUUGGGAGCAACAAUGAAGGUAUCUUGGUGCUGGGCGCCACAAACAUACCCUGGGUGCUGGAUGCAGCCAUUAGGCGAAGAUUUGAGAAGAGAAUCUACAUUCCUCUUCCUGAAGAGCACGCUCGCGCCAUCAUGUUCAAAAUUAACAUUGGCAACACACCGACCUCUCUCAAUGAUUCGGAUCUCAAGAUUUUGGCAGCUAAAACCGAGGGGUACUCUGGAGCUGACAUCAGCAUCAUUGUGAGAGACGCCCUGAUGCAGCCCAUCAGAAAAGUGCAGUGCGCGACACACUUCAUGCGCUGCAGCGGACCUUCAAGGGCUGACCCUAAUGUCAUUGACCACGAAUUACUCGCCCCUUGCUCACCUGGGGAACAAGGAGCAAUCGAGAUGACCUGGAUGGACGUCCCUGGAGACAAACUUCUUGAGCCCGUCGUCAGCAUGAAUGACAUGCUUCGUUCUCUGGCGGUCACAAAGCCCACUGUCAACGCUGACGACAUGUUUAAGCUGGACAAAUUCAAAGACGACUUUGGCCAGGAGGGAUAGAGCACCUUCUUCUUUUGUCCACGCUGGAAAAUCACACCACUGAUUGUAUAAAAGAAUAAUUUUUAAAGUUAACGCUAAAUGUUGGAAGUGAAUUAAGCUGCAUAACAUAUGAUACAGAAAUGCUUACACGGUGAUACAUCUUAACAGCCUGGCUAAAUCUAUGUUUUUAACCUGUAUUUUUGAGUGGCAAAGAUAAGCUCCCUUGUCAGGUCUUGUGAUGGAUGAAAAAUACUGUAUGUUUCAGUCUAUUCGCCUUCUUUUUUAUUGUCGUAUAUAUAAAUUAGAAUUUAGGCAAAAUGUAUUUGUUAUUCAAUCAGUAUAUAAAUUAAUUAAAACCACAA